Neodiprion virginianus is the source of this 4852-nucleotide messenger RNA. RefSeq names its product MOB kinase activator 1B (gene mats). Gene Ontology annotation, biological process: positive regulation of protein phosphorylation; hippo signaling. The record is from RefSeq and is a predicted model, not a curated record. Lineage: Eukaryota; Metazoa; Arthropoda; Insecta; Hymenoptera; Diprionidae. Gene Ontology annotation, cellular component: nucleus; cytoplasm. Gene Ontology annotation, molecular function: protein kinase activator activity. The transcript is spliced from 5 exons. Bases 293 to 946 code for a protein of 217 amino acids.
CGCUCUGACUCCGUCUGGCGCAGCGAGGGCGGUCCUGUCGACUGCUCGAGGAACGAAUCAUCGCGGAUUGCGGAGUCAAGGAGGGCCACUGAGGAGGGCAGCAGUUAACUCAACCGAACCGAAAACAUCUGUGGACACACCAAAAAACUGAGGAUAUUCCCAUGUUUAUCGCUGUCAAAGUUCCAUGCGCAUUUCGAUCAGCGUGAUACCGUACUUUUUCACAUAAAUAUCAAGGGAAUAGUUGGAAUUUCUCACAUAGUCAAACAAAUAGCUGAUCAAAAUAUCUCCAACGAUGAGCUUCCUGUUCGGAAGCCGAUCUUCGAAAACUUUCAAGCCAAAGAAGAAUAUCCCUGAAGGGACGCACCAGUAUGAUUUAAUGAAACAUGCAGCGGCGACACUUGGCUCAGGAAAUUUACGUCUGGCGGUGAUGUUACCCGAGGGUGAAGAUCUCAAUGAAUGGGUUGCCGUUAACACUGUCGAUUUUUUCAACCAAAUAAAUAUGUUGUAUGGAACCAUUACGGAGUUUUGUACAGAAGAGAGCUGCCCGAUUAUGUCAGCUGGUCCGAAGUACGAAUAUCAUUGGGCCGACGGCCACACUGUGAAGAAACCAAUCAAGUGCUCUGCGCCCAAAUAUAUUGAUUACCUAAUGACUUGGGUGCAGGAUCAAUUGGAUGACGAGACUCUGUUUCCAUCAAAAAUUGGAGUGCCGUUUCCAAAAAAUUUUCUCUCAAUUGCCAAGACUAUAUUAAAGCGCUUGUUCAGAGUCUACGCACAUAUUUAUCACCAGCACUUCAGUGAGGUUGUUCAACUGGGAGAAGAGGCACAUCUUAACACAUCGUUUAAGCAUUUUAUUUUUUUCGUUCAGGAAUUUAACCUAAUAGACAGACGAGAAUUAGCCCCAUUACAAGAGCUAAUUGAAAAACUGACUGCAAAGGAUGCUCGAUGAACACCCUCCACUCUGAUCAUCGUCUGUGAAGCCUCUCCAAAGAAUCUCAUCAAUGCUAUCUCUGUUAACUAUCUAUCAUAUAAUAAUUAUUUUAUAUUAUUUAAAUAAUCGUAUCGAAUCAUAUUUCAAAGCAAGUCUAAUGCCGAGUCAAAAGCCUUCGUACGGCUACUCUUCUUCAUUAUAUUGCAGUUUAAACUGUGAUUAAAGCUUUUUCAACAACAGUAAUUAGUUUUGUGCACAGUUCGCAAAACAAUUUUUUCCAUUGAUCUAGUGGAUGAGCUUAAUAUCAUGUGAAAGCAUUUGGCGGAAAACAAUAAAAUUCACUCAUAAUAAUUGAACCCCAAAUGAUGUGCUUCGAACAGAUAAUAAGUCAAUAGGUAAAAUUUCAAGACAAAAUUGAAAUGUGUGAAUACCUAUAUAAAUUAUUGUUAAAUAGAUGAAUUAUUUUCAACGUUACGCUGCUUAGAAUUGUAUGAACUUUUUUUUAUAUUUAUUUAAUUUUAAUUUUUUUUUUUUUUUGUGCUGUUGAAAGACAUCUGUGUAAGUUUCUUUAUCAUACUAUUAUUUGCAAAUUUUUCUUCAAUUCUUAGUCGUUGAAUUCAAUUAAAUAAUGAAAACAGUAUAAUAAAAUUUCCUAGCAUGUAAUGUUUAUUGCUGUGGAAGGUAGGCUGUAGACAAAAAGGUGAUGAUUUGUACUUCAAAACAAUUUCCAUAAGUUAAAUAAUUUUAUAUUCAACUUAUCGAUAUACGUGGAUAUAAAAACCGAUUUGAACUUCAUUGCAAACAUGAAUCGUCAUAGAAUUUCAGAAUAACGCUUGAGUCAAUCUCGUAUGUAUUAAAAGAAUAUUAUGCGACCCUUUCGUUAGUGCUUUUUUGUCUCAGACGAAGAAAAAUUUUAAAAAUGCCUUGAAAUAGGUGCAAGUAAUAUUAUCCGUGUACGUCUAACAAUAUUAGAUAUUUGUUACGUAGUCUAUUAUCAAUUGUACGGCGAAAGUAUACGGCAGAGUAAUAACAUUGAAUGUGAAACAUUGCACCGUGUUGACUAUGUAAGGGUAUUAAUGUAAUUUAUAUUAAUAGUUUUUAUAUUAAACACUUAUAAAACGAUCGAUCUAUAGAAAUACUAAUCUUUUUAAGAAAAAUACGAAAUGAAAAAAUUAAGAAAUUCCAAAACGAUAAAUGAGAAGAACUAUACUCAAAAGUAGAGUACAAGUGGAUCAAAGCCAGAAUGUUUGCAUGACCUUUGUCACGUAGCAUUGUUUACCGUUUUCAAUUGGAAUGGUUUUGUCAAUGUGGACAAUGUGUAGAAUAAAUAAAACAAAUGAUCUUGAGCUACAUGGUGUAUGAACAUCUAGGAAAAAUAAUAACGAGUACUGCAUACAUAAAUUGAAUGUUGUGGCAACGAUAACUUUGUUUCUUACUUUCUUUUAAAUUCUAUGUACACUGUAUGUAUUUGAUACCGUUUAUCUUAGUAAAAUAUUGAAUUUAGAAUUUUAAGAAAGAUAGUCGUAAAAAUAGACGAGAUAAAAAGAAAGUAUCUAUUUAAGUUUUCAUCUAUUUUAACGAUUAAUCUUCAUUGAAGAGCUUUUAAAGAGAAUUGUUAUGUUUCAGACAUACAAUGGGAACCAAACGUUGAAAUCGUUGAGUAAGGUGACUCUGACGACGAUUUCGUUAACGAUCUAAUAUAUAAACAGCAUGUGUAUUAUUAAUAACUAACGUAUAAUCAACGUCCAGGACUCAUUCCGCUUACCCUAAUUUUUGCUCUCCCUCUAUUGGGAAUUUCUGUAUAUAUAUGUGACAAGCUAAUUAACUGUCUGUAUAGAAACCACGAAAAGAAAGAAGAAAAUGAAAAAAAAAGUGCAUACCGGUCUGUUUAUGCUGAAUUAAUAUAUUUCGAUGUAUUCAUUUCGAUCAUUUUUGAGAACUUAUAUUUUUUAAGAAUUUACAUAGAAUACGUUUUAAGACAAAAAAAAAAAAAAAAAACAAAAACAAAAAAACGAACAAAUAUUAAUUUUUUACUUUUAGCUUAUACAUAGUAAUUAAAAAUAUAUAUGCGUUAUUCACUAAUAACAAUAAUAAUAGUAAUAAUAACAAGAACAUCAAUUAUAAUUGUUGUCAUUAUUAUUAUUGUUAUCAUUAUUCUUUGUACGGAAGAUUUUCGUGUACAUAUUUAUUUUUAUGUUUUUGCUUGACGAAUAAUAAUCAAUUUAUUUAAGAAGUAGUCCGAACUCAAUGUCGUACCCACAUCUAUAUACGUAUAGAUGAAGCAAAACUGCACACUAUUCACUGUCUAAUCUGAUAUUAGAAUGUAAAUGUUUUGAUUUUCAGCUGAAUAUACGAAAUACCGCUAAUGCCAAUUUCAUUACGAACAUUGAGUAGUAUGAAUAUGGAUUGCGUAGUUGCCACUGAAAAAAAUUAAAUUUAGAUUUUAAAAAGUUAAUAAAUAAAGCAUAGUUUCAUGUAUUCAUAACUGUAAUAGAUAGGCACAUACAUAUGUUAUCACUCACAAUAAUUCAGCGCUUUUCUUCUGAAUCGACUUCUCAUUCAACUGUCUUACUAAACUUAUAUAAUUAUAUACAUAUUCAUUUGUGAUAUUUCGGCACUCCCAAAAAUUACAGUGGAAAUUUUUUGCCUCGUGCGAGAGCAUAUCAGAAUGCAAUUUUGUAACGAUAAUGUAACGAUACGGAUAAAAAAUCAAUUGUGCGUUUGGUACUUAUAUUUUUCUUCGAUUAUUAAUCUGCAGUAUAAAUAAUAAAAUCCUGACAUGUUUCAGAAGUCUUAUUGUUAAAAAUAUUUAAAUCAAUAUGCAAAAAAACAUAUCCAAUAAUAUAUACGUAGGUACAACAUUCGUUUUUUUUUUUUUUAUUAAUAAUAUUGCUGCAUACAUUUUACUAGCAGUAAAUUUCCCGUACCAUCAAAUAAAACAAAUUUUUGUAAAAAUUAUGUCGAACCUGAUUUUUUUAAAUAGACGAACAGGAUGGUGAAACGUUUUUAUCUUUGGUACAUGAAUCUGUUACAGUGAUUAUAUUGCGAAAAUAGAGUUACGAACAACACCUGCGGAAUACAUGUAGAAAUUUAUUGAAAAACAGGUUUCCUGAAAAUAAUUUUGGUUGACUUUAUGUUAACUGCCAAGGUAUAAAUCUUGUACAAGUAUCGUGAAAAUUUUACUGCCGAAUAGAAAUAUUUAUCAGCAUUAUAAUUAACAAAAACUAUUAACAUAAUUUUUUAUGCAAAUCAACCAUGAAAACUGCUUUUUCUGUAUAUUAUAUAGAUGUACAAGUACUCUAACCACUUGAAUACAAAUUGCUAGACUUGUUACGAAAAUUCUUUGGUUACAAUUCUUGUAUUCGGUUUCAAACUAUUCAUAAAAGUACAUUGCGAUGAUCGAUUCUUUCAACAUGGUUUAAUUAUAAAUAAUUUACGUUGAUUAAUUUUGUUAAAACUGGUUACUAUUUGACUAAAUUACAAUUCGGACUGAGUUUCAGGUUUAAUCAGUAUUGAAGUCUCUAUUUAUUAUUUUCAACUAAUGACUGGAAAAGUCAUUUUUAUGGGUUACAAUGAGAUUCAGAAUCAAUUUUUAUUCAUGGCUUGAAGCAACAAGUUAUACAUUUAUGUACGGAUCCUGUAGAAAAUGUUUUUCCAACAAUUUCCGAAUGAUUUCAUAUAUUUCACAAUCAUUGUUGUAACGUACAUAUAAUAUACGAUGUAACGAGAAUCAUAACCAGAGAAUUAUUUGUUAUGUGAUCGUCUAAUUAACCGAAGCUUAUGUCGCAGCUUGAUUCUACGCAAGAUAAAAAAAAAGCGAUCAUUAGGUAUGUUGCAGAUGUAAUAACGCUAAAACUGUGCAAUGUAAAUAGUAUUUUCUCAUGUGAAAAAAAUAAAUAAAUACAUAAUAAAAAUGCCUAAUUA